AUGCUCAUUUUACAGCUGGUGCUAUUAUCGCCGGUUCUUUGGCUUUUGCGGCAAUUGCAGGCGAAAAAGACUUUAUUAGGUUGGAUACGGCCCCAACAGGGAAGAGAAAUCACCGUUGAUGAAUUACAGAAACAUAACAAUGAAGAGGACGGUGUAUGGGUAUGUAUCAAUGGACUUGUCUAUGACUUGACAGACUUUCUACCAAUGCACCCAGGAGGAGCCAAAAUCAUUCUUCACUAUGCUGGUAAGAACGCCUCUACAAUUUUCAACAAGUUUCAUGCCAAGGACGUUUUCACCAAAUUUCUCGAUCCGGAGAAAUGCUUGGGUCCUCUUGUGGGAGAUUUGGAACCCGCCGAGGACAUUACUGCGAGCGAAGAAGAUGAAGAGCGGGAGCAACUCCGAGGACAAUUGCCCAAAUUGUCCAAAGUUUUCAACAUUUCCGACUUUGAGUACCUUUCCAAACGGAUUCUUACUCCGCAUGCAUGGGCCUACUAUUCCAGCGCAGCCGACGACGAGAUCACAUUGAGAGAAAACCACUAUGCCUUUAGUCGUAUUUUCUUCAACCCCAAGGUGCUCACAGAUGUUUCUGAUGUGGACAUUAGUACUGAAUUUUUGGGAGUAAAAUCCUCUGCUCCAUUCUACUGUUCAGCCGCGGCCCAAGCUCGUAUGGGUAACGAGGAUGGAGAACUUUCUAUUGCUCGGGGAUGUGGAAACGAGGGCAUUAUCCAGAUGAUUUCGUCGACUGCGUCGUACUCGUUGGGGGAAAUCGUCGAGGCAGCCAGAAAAAACCAGCCUCAAUGGUUCCAAUUGUAUGUCAAUGAAGACAGAGACAUUUCUUAUAACACUAUCAAGCAAUGUGAAAAGCUCGGGCUCAAGGCAAUUUUUGUGACGGUGGACACUGCUAUGCUUCGUCGGAGAGAAAAGGACUUGAAGUUUAGGUUGUUUGACGAUGAAGACGAGGUUAGCUCAACCGAAUCGCAUGCUGACGAUCCACUCAUGAACUUUAAAGACGUGCGGUUGACCUGGGAAGACAUUGAUAAGUUCAAGUCGAUGACGAAGCUUCCUAUUGUAAUAAAAGGCGUCCAGCGGGUUCAAGACGUGUUGCUAGCCAUUGACCAUGGGGUAGACGCAGUAGUAUUGUCGAACCACGGCGGACGGCAGCUCGAUUUUUCUCGUGCUCCCGUCGAGGUUUUGGCGGAUGUGAUGCCGGUUCUCAAGGAAAAGAAGUUGGAAGAGAAAAUCGAAGUGUAUAUUGAUGGAGGGAUCCGUCGUGGAACCGAUGUAUUAAAGGCAUUAUGCUUGAGGUGCAAAAGGCGUGGGAUUGGGCCGGCCAUUCCUCUACGCCAAUUCCACCUAUGGUGA
Molecule: messenger RNA, 1362 nt
Organism: Meyerozyma guilliermondii ATCC 6260
Lineage: Eukaryota; Fungi; Ascomycota; Pichiomycetes; Serinales; Debaryomycetaceae
Product: FMN-dependent alpha-hydroxy acid dehydrogenase family protein
Exons: 1
Coding region: 1-1362 (453 amino acids)
Biological process (GO): lactate metabolic process
Molecular function (GO): heme binding; L-lactate dehydrogenase (cytochrome) activity
Source: RefSeq, a predicted model, not a curated record